Electrophorus electricus (electric eel) is the source of this 2911-nucleotide messenger RNA. RefSeq names its product POU class 3 homeobox 1 (gene pou3f1). Gene Ontology annotation, biological process: regulation of transcription by RNA polymerase II; brain development. NCBI's taxonomy places the organism in Eukaryota, Metazoa, Chordata, Actinopteri, Gymnotiformes, Gymnotidae. Gene Ontology annotation, cellular component: nucleus. The record is from RefSeq and is a predicted model, not a curated record. Gene Ontology annotation, molecular function: RNA polymerase II cis-regulatory region sequence-specific DNA binding; DNA-binding transcription factor activity, RNA polymerase II-specific.
GACCUCUGAAGUGCUUGUCAGUUUUCGAAGUCGGAGCCAUGGCGACAACAGCUCAGUAUAUUCCGCGGAAUAACUCGUUGCCUUCCAACCCACUCAUGCAUCCGGAUUCGGACAGGAUGCACCAGGGGACGACCUACAGAGAGGUACAGAAAAUGAUGCACCACGAAUACAUAGGGAUAACGGCAUCCAACACGGGACAUCCAAUGAGCCUAACGCAUCACCAGUGGCUGCCCACCUCCAACACCGACUGGACAAGCGGCACUCAUAUCGGGCAACCGGAGCACAAAGCCAGCGUCCAGGCAAGUCGAGAGGAUCUGGGAAACGGUUAUCAUAGAUCGCACCUGGUGCACCAGCCAACCCAAAACAGCCACCACGGAUCAUGGGCACCGACUACAACACACCACUUAUCUCCACUCUCCCCCGCCUCCAGCGGUCAUCAGUCGCUAGUCUAUUCGCAGACGGGCUACACCAUGUUAAGCCCACAGCCCUCACUGCACCACGGCAUGCGGGACCCGCUUCAUGACGACGCGGGUAGCCAUGACAACCAGAUGGAGUCACCUCAGCAGCCGUUUAGCCACCACCAGGACCACUCUGAUGAAGACGCACCCAGCUCCGACGACCUGGAGCAGUUCGCCAAACAGUUUAAACAGAGGCGCAUCAAACUUGGUUUUACGCAGGCGGACGUGGGCUUAGCGCUUGGCACGCUUUAUGGAAACGUGUUUUCCCAGACCACAAUCUGUAGGUUCGAGGCUCUGCAACUCAGUUUCAAGAAUAUGUGCAAACUUAAGCCACUACUUAACAAAUGGCUCGAGGAGACAGAUUCGAACACUGGCAGCCCAACUAAUCUGGACAAGAUAGCGGCACAGGGCAGGAAACGAAAGAAGAGGACCUCUAUCGAAGUCGGGGUAAAGGGGGCACUGGAAAACCAUUUCUUAAAGUGUCCUAAACCCUCUGCCCACGAAAUCAGCACUUUAGCCGGCACUCUGCAGCUGGAAAAAGAGGUUGUGCGUGUUUGGUUUUGUAACAGAAGACAGAAAGAGAAAAGAAUGACACCCGUGGGGGUCCCUCAUCCAAGCAUGGAGGACGUUUAUUCACAAGCGGAGACCCCCCCUCUUCACCAUUCACUGCAGAGUCCUGUCCAGUGACUGCUUUCCUGAACAAUGCUCUUAUUUGAAAAGAAAAAAACAUCGAUAAGGAAAGGACUACGGAUUUCACAGUAUUUAAUUUUGAAUUUGUUAUCUUAAGAGAUAAGACACAAAGCAAAGUUGGGAGAAAUAGUUUGUUGUCAGUGACCGGAGAUUGGCGUAACAGCAGUAGAUGGGACACAAGUAUAAAGGGGGAACUGCAUGAAUGACUACAGAUUCAGUUUCGUGCACAUUUCGGCAAAACCAAUACAUGUUUUCACUAAAAUCGCAUUGAUUUGGGGGGCAUUCCGAGAAAAACAAAACGAUAAUUUUAGCGCUGCUCAGAGGGAGUCAUGUGCCACAAAAGAGACGGUUUCUCCUUGGUCUCGCAGGCUUAACCUGAGGUGGUGUUUGUCUAAUAUAUAUCAACAAAGGAGGUGCGCGGAUUGGACAGAGUCACGCUUCCUAGAUUAAAACGAUUAACCAGUUUUAUUGUGGUUGUCAUAUCAUUUGUGGUGUUUACGUUCUUUCAGAUGUGUUAACUUUUAGGUUUCUCCUUAUUGAAAAUCUUUUUAUGUAUUCUUUUUUUCUGGUCAUUCUGGGGCUUUCGUUUAUCCUUUAAGUAGUCUAAAGAAAAUCAGAACAUUUUGUCAGAGCCACUGAGCCAUGAUUUGGAUAAGUGUUCCAGGAAAUAUGUGUUUACAAAUAUCAAACCCAGGCACCAUCAAAACUACCAUCGUCGUGAGAGGACAGCGUCUUCUCGAGUACUUUCACUACUGUCGUCGUGAGAGGACAGCGUCUUUUCGAGUACUUUCACUAUUCGUGAUUUCUUUUUCCCUCUUUUCAUGAGCACUUAUUCUUGCGUUAAUAUGGUUGCAAAUGUUUUAUCUCUUCCAUACCAACGAAAACGUGUUAGUUUAAUGAUAGAUCGUGCAAAAUGUUUUCUUGUUUACAGUUUCCAUAAAUAAUCAAAAUGAUGUAGCUAUCUCGCAUCGGUAGGUUUCUUAACGGGCUUUACCACUUAAACCUAUUGAGAGUGAAAUGGCAAAAGUGAAAAAGUAAUAUCUCAGGUAAUUUCAGCGCCCUUAUAUCGUGCUGUAUCCCUUUGCUUAUUUCGUAAUUAACAUCGGCCCACUCUGAACAUCCUCUCUGCUGUGCCCGUUAGUUUAUGGUUUUUGCGAAUCACACCCACUGGCCUGUAGACGCAGAAAACGUAAGACAUGACGGUGAUGAAAGGAUCCGUUGUGGGACUAUUUAUUUUUAUGAGACCAGGACAUAAAAGAAGGAUCCUGAGUAAGUUGUGCGUUUUGUGUCGUUUCUCAAGACAUCGAUCACUGAGCAGCUUGAAGCAGGUGUUCAUUUUUGCAAUUCUGUUAUUUGAAACCGUGUGGAUAUACAACUUUUCCAAAAAAAGAAAAGAUUUUAAAUAAAUAGUUGUCAUGAUUAUUUCCAAUAUGUAAAUAUGUCCAAUAUGUAAACAUAUGUAUUUGUUCUAAAUUUGUUUUGAUUUUUUUUGUUUGUUUCUUCCGGGCAGUUUUGUACACUUACUAAUUCCAAGAAGAUAUUUUAAUAUUUCAUUUAUGAAUUUGACCAUUUAUAUAUCUAUAUAUUUAUUUCUUAAAUGUGUUGGGAGAUUUUUGUUUGGCUCUGUUAAUUAUGUUGCAGUGAAUUACAAACGUUUUGUUUACUACAUUGGUUGUAUGUUGAUUGCAAAAUGUAGACUGCAAAGUCACAUUUAUAUUUAUGUUAUAGUAAUAUUUUAUUACUUACAUAAAACGUAUAUUCAA